AUGCCGAUUAUCAUCCGCUUACAGAAUCUACCUAUGUCUGCAAAUGCAGCUAACAUCCGUCGUUUUUUCUCUGGUCUCACAAUACCUGAAGGCGGGGUUCAUAUUGUUGGUGGCAACGAUGGAGAUGCCUUUAUCGCCUUUUCUCAGGAGGAUGAUGCUCGCAAGGCAAUGCUCUUGGACAAUCAGUCGAUUAACGGUGCACCCAUUCGUCUCUUUCUUAGUAGCAAAUCCGAAAUGAAAUCAGUGAUCGAAACUGCCCGUAAUUCAGCUCUUUAUGGAAUCCCUUCACAAAAUCAGCAGUCUUCGUCCCAAGCCAAAGCAGAAGAUCCCUUAAGACCCAGGCCUGGCCAGCCUUCAACGACUCAACAGUCCGGACUUACUCUUUCGACUCCUCAUCUAGGUUUUCCUAACGGUUCUGACGGCAUGCAAUUGCAGCAACAGCCUCUCACUUCAGGGUUUUCUACCUACCAGUAUGGCUACGGAGCUCCACCCCAAGAGCGCAUGGAUGCACAAUCAUCUAAAAAUGCCCUUCCCUCCACUCUUCCUUCCGAUUCUUAUGCCUCGUCUCAAUAUGGGCGGGAGGGCAGAGAUUCUCAAUCUUUUGCUCGUUCGCAAAUGGAGUCCGCUGAUCCAAGACAACAUUCCAGGCCCACACCUUCGGAUCAGAGAUCAACUCCUGGAGGAUACAAUUACCAGACACCUCAGACUAAUUAUGGUUACCAGAAUGUUACUCCAUCUCAAUCUCUAAAUGACUAUCCUUCCGCUAAUAAGCCUCCGUCACAGCCAACUCCAUCGGCCGAUCCUUACUGGUCUCAGCGGGAUAGACCUUACCAAAGCCCUUAUCAACAACCUCCUCCAACCGGGCUUCCGGCUUAUAAUUAUAGUGAUCCGUAUCCGCAUAAGCACUCUUCAUCUCAAUCACAGCAGCCUCAGCAGCCCCCUCCGCAGCACUAUGAUUAUGAUCGGCGUUCUAUGUCUCAUGGUAAAACAGAUGACCCUUUUGGUUCUCAGUCACAAACUUCUCCUCAUCCCCCUUCGACUCCGUCCGUUCCUCCUCCUGUUUCUCAGGAUUCUUAUCCGGGCUAUAACACUCAUAUGCCCCCGCCGCAUGUGGAAGAUCCCAGAAGGCAGUCAGGCCCUGAAGAAAUUGCCAUGUACAGCGGUCGCCCUCCACCAAGAACUCUUCCCGAUCAGGCCCCUUAUGGCCCGUCUCGUGUCAGGAUGCCAACUCCCCUUGCUUCCGGUGAUCAGCCCUAUCCAAGGUCAACUGUUGAUGAGCAUAGUUACCAACUGCCUAGGCUUGGAGCAUCUGAGAAAUAUGAUAAAGAACGGGAAUCAUCUAGGCCAUUUGGUGGUCCUCAACUUCCUCCCAGGGGCCCAGGGAAUCCCGAGAGGGAUUUUUCGAUUAGGCCACCUUGGCUAGAUGCGGAUGAAGGGCGGUCGGGAUCUGUGCAGAGAGGCAAAAGGCCUGGUGAGGCUCCAGUACCUCCUGGUCCUGGUUUCUUUCACGAUGUCCACAAUGAUAGCCAAGAGGAUAUUGUCAUGAAAAGGCGGCGCGGA
Messenger RNA from Protopolystoma xenopodis, 1560 nucleotides. NCBI's taxonomy places the organism in Eukaryota, Metazoa, Platyhelminthes, Monogenea, Polystomatidea, Polystomatidae. The record is from the annotation of a GenBank genome assembly.